AUGGCUGCACCAAACGAUCCCAUUGUAAUCGAUUACGCGAAGCCGACAUUGAAAGAACGAACCGCAAUUAUGUUUCAUCAAUUACCUAAAGCAACAAGCAACUAUUUGAUUAGUCUAGUUCCUAUCGUACAAUGGAUACAUCAGUAUAGACUAUCAUGGCUAGUUCAAGAUAUGAUUGCAGGUAUUACCGUAGGCAUGCUUAUUGUUCCUCAAGGCAUUGCUUAUGCCAAGAUUGCAAACCUUGACCCACAAUACGGAUUAUAUACUUCUUUUGUGGGGGUUUCUUUGUACUGUUUUUUCGGCACAUCCAAGGAUAUUAGUAUAGGACCGAUUACGAUAGUGUCACUACUAGUCGGCCAAGCCGUUCAACAAGUAACAGCGAUACAUCCCGAAAUAACCGGCCCUGAGGUAGCCGUGACAUUAUCGCUUUUUGCAGGAGUCAUUACACUACUCAUCAGCCUUACUCGGUUGGGUAUCCUUGUCGAACUUAUUCCAGAGCCUGUUAUUGCAGGCUACAUGACUGGUUCAGCUAUAACCAUCUCGUUUGGCCAGUGGCCUAAAGUGUUUGGCAUCGAACGAGUUGACUCACGAGAUGCAGACUACAUAAUACUAUACGAAUUUUUCAAAAACAUUAAUACGACUAAACUUGACGCUGCAUUUGGUAUUACUGCGUUGGUCAUACUGUAUGGUAUCAAGUUUAGCAGCUCACGACUUUCAAAGCGGUUUCCUAAACUCAGCAAGCCUAUCUUUCUGCUAAAUAUCAUGCGAAGUGGCUUGAUUGUCAUCUUUGGUACUGUGAUCUCCUAUUUGGUGAAUAGACAACAUAGGGGCCAUCCUCUGAUAAGCAUCAUUAAGGAUGUGCCUGCAGGAUUUGAUGCCAUGGCCAUUCCCAGCCUUAACAUCACUGUCCUCAAAGAUGCAAGUGUUACUCUACCGCCCAUUGUCCUCAUUCUUAUUCUGGAACACAUCUCCAUUGCCAAAGCCUUUAGUCGAACCAACAAUUACACGAUCGAUCCAAAUCAAGAGAUCUUUGCCAUUGGUCUAAGUAAUCUUGUAGGCUCGUUCUUUGGUGCAUAUCCGAGCACAGGCGCAUUCAGUCGAACCGCCGUUAUGGCACGCUCUGGUGUUAAGACGCCCAUCGCGGGCGUAUUUUCUGGCGCCAUUGUUGUCCUUGCUCUAUACGCGCUGACUCCAGCAUUUUACUAUAUUCCUGAAUCUAUCCUUGCUGCUGUCGUCAUCCAUGCCGUACUUGACCUCAUGGCCGGCCCCAAGUUUCUCAAGUCGCUCUGGCGGUCCAGUAUGAUCGAAUUCAUCCUCUUUUUAAUCACUGUUGUCAUUGCAUGCUUUGUUGAUAUCGAAACAGCCAUCUAUGUAUCAGUCGGUCUGUAUCUCUUCCUUCUUUUCUUAAAAUUAGCACGACCCCAUGUUAUCUCCAUUUCCCGUGUCAAAUUGAAUGGUAUCCAUGAUCGCAAGGCUCCCCUCUGCUUUGAUGUUGAAUCUCCUUUGACAAACAAAUCAUUAACAACGCUCUUAAAUGAAUCUUCCUUGCCAAAAGAAGCAGAGACACAGUGCAUCUACAUUGAUGAUCAAGACAUGCAUUUCAAGGACCGGGUUGAAGUUCUCCCUGAAGGCAUCCUGAUCAUCAAACCGACACAAUCGAUUCUGUACCUAAAUGCAAACUGGGUCACAGAACGCAUUCUGGAUAUUGUCAAAUUGCACACAAGACCCAACAACGAGAUAGUGACCACAGAUUCGGACGAGCGGCCGUGGAAUGAGGUCACAUCAAAGAAUACCAUGAGUUCUGAUACAUCAAGGCCAUGUCUCGAGGUCGUCCUCUUCGAUUUUUCUUCGGUCUAUCGUAUUGACUUUACUGCGCUACACGCUUUGAUCUCUCUUAAGCUUGCAAUGGAAAAAUAUGCCGGGACCGACAUUGAAUGGCAUUUUUGCUCCAUUGCCAACCCGGAAGUCAGACAGCUACUGCUUCAAUCCAACUUUGGACAGUUACCGCCUCUUCAAGGAGAAAGUGCUCUUACGGUGGCAUCUGGCAGCAUGGAAUUGGACAAAGAGAUGUCGACAUGCGAACAAUAUAAAGCGACACAUGUACGAGAUAGAUUGAUACCUGUAGAUAAAUAUCCAGCCUUCCAUUGGGAUAUUCCAUCGGCUGUUUGUUCAAUUAGCAAAAGAAGACAACAUCAAAAAAAGAUUAAUCAUUAG
Messenger RNA from Rhizopus microsporus ATCC 52813, 2214 nucleotides. RefSeq names its product sulfate permease. Gene Ontology annotation, molecular function: sulfate transmembrane transporter activity. Gene Ontology annotation, cellular component: membrane. The transcript has 5 exons. The coding region runs from base 1 to 2214 and encodes 737 amino acids. Gene Ontology annotation, biological process: transmembrane transport. The record is from RefSeq and is a predicted model, not a curated record. NCBI's taxonomy places the organism in Eukaryota, Fungi, Mucoromycota, Mucoromycetes, Mucorales, Rhizopodaceae.